CAGCUGGACGGAGAGGCGGCGAGGCGCGCGCAGGGCAUGCUCUCUCUCUCUUUCGGCUGCGCACGGGCGUCUCCCCCGGGCGAUGUAACCUCUCCCCCGCUAGGCUUUCUCCAGGUUCCCUUUGAUCUCCGCGUCCGGCUCAGCAGGGAGCGAUAAACAAGCGCGCGAGCGAGGACUUUCCUUUUCUCUCCGCGUCUCUUGGCGAGUCUCCCUCGGUCAGAACCGCUGCCGCAGAUCCGCUGCGGAAGGAGAGCCCUGCCUGCCUUGACGGGAGCCUCAACAUUCAGCCAUGACGGACACGGUCGUUGGCAACAGCGCUGGUCAAUGGAUGUAUCAGAAUGAUAGACAGAUGGCUCUUCGGGGCGGAGCCCCCGGCAGCUGGUCAGCUCACGGGACCCAGCCAGACCGAGGGAGGAAGAACGAAGAUCUGACGGAUGAGGAGAAGGAGAUCAUCAACCGGGUCAUUGCUCGUGCUGAGAAGAUGGAAGAGUUGGAGCAGGAACGCAUUGGGCGUCUCAUGAACCGCCUGGAAGACAUGCGCCGAAAUGUGGCCGGCGAUGGGGUCAACCGCUGCAUCUUGUGCGGCGAACAGCUGGGGCGCCUGGGGUCAGCCUGCGUGGUGUGCGAAGAUUGCAAAAAGAAUGUCUGCACUAAAUGUGGCACCCAGACCAACAACAACCGGCCUCACUCCGUCUGGUUGUGUAAGAUCUGCUGCGAACAGAGAGAGGUAUGGAAGCGCUCUGGGGCGUGGUUCUUCAAGGGGGUGCCCAAGCAAAUGCUCCCUGAACCUAUGCCCAUCAGCAAGGGCAAACAGCAGCCGCUGCCCAGUGAAGCAGCCGCCCCUGCUCAGGACUCGAAGCCGUAUCCUCGCCAGCAGAAUCGUGGUCAAGCUGAAGCAGCUGCCCCCGUCGAACAGGAAUCCUACGGCGCUGAGCCAACCACAGCUGCUUCCAGUCGGAGAAAGUAUCCGCAAAUUAGCCGCAAACCUUCCGAGGCCAAGAUGGGGCCUGGUGGCAGCGAAUAUGUUAGUGAGGACAACCGAAACUGGGAACACACUAGAGAGAAUGAAGCCAGUCAAAGCCCUGGAGGUGUGAAGCAACCUACUUCUGCCCAGGCUGCAGGUACUAGGCCUCUGGCUUCUAACCAGAAUCCACCUGCCCAGGUGGCAGAACAAGGCCCAGCUGCUGUGGGGAGGCCAGGGACAGGCCCUGGAGGUCGCUUUCCAGAAAGACAAGGAAGUCUUUCAAUGGCUCCACCCCAAGCUGAUCCCCCCUACUCUGCUGCUGGGACAUCCAGGGAUGAGAAAGCCGCCUCUGGAUACCCGUCACCUGCAGGGGAGAGACCUAUGCGCCAGGUGGCUCCCUACAGCCAAACCGGUCCCCCUCCUGCUGCACCUGCACCCCAACGGCAGCCUCCUCAAGAGGAGGAGGAAGACGAGGCCAACAGCUACGACUCUGACGAAGCAACUACUCUUGGUGCCCUGGAAUUCAGCCUUUUGUACGACCAGGAGAACAGUUCUUUGCAAUGCACCCUCAUCAAGGCAAAGGGCUUGAAGCCGAUGGACUCCAAUGGGUUGGCAGACCCUUAUGUGAAGCUGCACCUUUUGCCAGGGGCCAGUAAGUCAAACAAGCUGAGAACCAAGACUUUGAGGAACACCCGGAACCCUGCAUGGAAUGAGACUCUGGUGUACCAUGGCAUCACGGACGAGGACAUGCAGAGGAAGACAUUGAGGAUCUCCGUGUGUGACGAGGACAAAUUUGGCCACAACGAGUUCAUAGGUGAGACGAGGGUGGCCCUGAAGAAAGUGAAGGCCAACCAGAGGAAGAAUUUCAACAUCUGUCUGGAAAGAGUCAUCCCGAUGAAGCGUGGAGGUACAACUGGAUCUUCAAGAGGAAUGGCAUUGUAUGAAGAUGAGAUGGGCCAAGCGGGCGACGUGGAGGAACGGGGCAAAAUCCUGGUGUCCCUCAUGUACAGCACCCCGAAAGGAGGCCUCGUGGUCGGCAUUGUGCGUUGUGUCCACUUAGCGGCCAUGGAUGCCAAUGGGUACUCGGACCCCUUUGUGAAAAUAUGCUUAAAGCCGGACAUGGGGAAGAAAGCGAAGCAGAAGACGCAGAUUAAAAAGAAGACAUUGAACCCGGAGUUUAAUGAGGAGUUUUUCUACGAUAUCAAACACAGCGACCUAGCCAAGAAGCAGCUCGACAUAUCGGUUUGGGACUAUGACAUUGGAAAAUCCAAUGAUUAUAUUGGUGGAUGCCAGCUGGGCAUCACAGCCAAAGGCGAGCGCUUGAAACACUGGUACGAGUGCCUGAAGAACAAGGACAAGAAGAUUGAGCGCUGGCACGCCUUACAGAACGAGAACCACGUGGCCAGCGAUUAGGAGAAACCGCCCCCCCCCACCCCACCGUACCUGAACCCUCCUCCUCCACCCAACCCCCUGUAGAUUCCCAGACGUCUUCCAAGACGGUUGUGUUUCUUUCACUCCUGGGGAAAGGAUUCCCCUGUCGUCUCCUGCCUCCUUAAUCAUCUCCCUUUUCUUCUUGUUUUCCUUCUCCUCCUCCAUCGUCUCCUGCCUCCUUCUGAGAGCAGCUGCUUCUCUCUCUCUCUCUCUCUCUCUCUCUCUCUCUCUCUCUCUCUCUCUCUCUCUCUCUCUCUCUCUCCCUUCCCUUUCUUUCUUUGUCUGCCUCCUUCCGGGAAGCAACUUCUCUCCUGCUUCUCCUCUAUUCUCCACGCCAAGGAUAUAGGUUCUCUUUUAUGUUUUGUAUCGUGAUCCAUUCCUGCCACCUUCUCCUGCCGUGGGUGCAUUGAUGUAUAGACUUUAUCAAGCAAUAGCCCAGCACUGGAAAUAUUUUACGUUUGGCCUUUGCUUAUCCUGACAGCUAAAUGACACCCAUCCACCCACCCGACCUGACCCGACCUCGCCGUGCUUCUCCUCGACCUAUUGAAGGUCUUUGUACUCUUAAGUGCCCUUGAACUGACCUCCUUGCCCGCCUUCCUCCAGUCUCCACCUGGGCAUGUGGAAGGUUGCGCUCAUUCUCCUCCUCUUUGCACACUCAAACUACUCUGUGCAUCGCUCAUGGGAAAAUGCACGGCUACGGUUUUUUGAUCCGGCUGCUCCAAGCAUGUGGGGCAGCUGAAACGAAACCAGACCAAACCAGCCAGAUAGCGCAAGUCUUUCAAAAACCAACGCCUACGCUGUAGAAAGCUUGGGCUUCCGACUCUUAGCAUCACUUUGGUCUUGCCUUUUUCCGCGACCUGCCAUAGACGUAAUUCCGCCAAGAUUCAUUUCUCAGCAUCGCGAUGCAGCAUCUUGCAAGGUGCCACCUUGGACACUUUUAAGCUGGAAAAGAACCACCUUUGUCCUUUCCAGUUUGGCAACUAUGUGGGCUGGAUGGCCAAUUUAAGAAAAAAAAUGCUGUGCUUCUCCUCCCACCCACUGUGUGGUGCUGUUGUACAAAGUCCUGUUCAUGUUAAUGGGGCCUGUCUAGGACAGCUGUCUGUCUAGGAUAGCUGUUUUUUUCACUGCUCUGGUGCCCUCCAGGUGUUGUUAGAGCAUACCUGCCAAGUUCCAGCCCGAGAAAUAAGGGACUGGACUGGAAGUAGCAGACCGGAAGUAGUGCUGCCGCCAUUUUGGAACUGGGCGGAGCAUGCUCAGA
Messenger RNA from Zootoca vivipara (common lizard), 3653 nucleotides. It is a transcript of the gene RPH3A, whose product is annotated as rabphilin 3A. NCBI's taxonomy places the organism in Eukaryota, Metazoa, Chordata, Lepidosauria, Squamata, Lacertidae. Gene Ontology annotation, cellular component: postsynaptic membrane; extrinsic component of synaptic vesicle membrane; synapse. Gene Ontology annotation, biological process: spontaneous neurotransmitter secretion; intracellular protein transport; exocytosis. Gene Ontology annotation, molecular function: small GTPase binding. The record is from RefSeq and is a predicted model, not a curated record.